Molecule: messenger RNA, 885 nt
Organism: Momordica charantia (bitter melon)
Lineage: Eukaryota; Viridiplantae; Streptophyta; Magnoliopsida; Cucurbitales; Cucurbitaceae
Product: acireductone dioxygenase 4
Molecular function (GO): acireductone dioxygenase [iron(II)-requiring] activity
Source: RefSeq, a predicted model, not a curated record
UUCGAACCUUCAAGUUCAACUGAGAAUUCUUGUUAUUCCUUCUUUAAAUUUGGAGCUCGGCAGUCAACCGGAGCACCUUCUCGACGGUUCAACUCCGGGAAAAAUUUUCAGAGAGCGCGUUCGAACAUGGCGAUCGAGGCUUGGUUUAUGGAUGAUAGCAAUGAGGACCAAAGGCUUCCUCACCACCGCGACCCUAAAGAGUUCGUUUCCAUGAAGCAAUUGGCAGAAUUGGGAGUGCUGUACUGGAAAUUGAACCCUAACAACUAUGAAAACGAUGAGGAAUUGAAGAAAAUCAGAGAAGACAGGGGAUACAACUACGUGGAUUUACUUGAUAUAUGCCCGGAGAAACUUGCUAAUUACGAAGGGAAGUUGAAGGAUUUCUACACAGAGCAUAUUCAUGGCGAUGAGGAAAUUCGCUACUGUUUGGAUGGAAGUGGCUACUUCGACGUGCGGGACAAGAACGACCGUUGGAUUCGAAUCUGGAUCAAGCCCGGCGAUCUUAUCGUUUUGCCUGCCGGUAUCUACCACCGUUUCACUCUGGACACCAAUAAUUAUGCCAAGUUGAUGAGGCUGUUCCAGGGAGAGCCAAUUUGGACUCCGUUUAACCGGCCACAAGAGCAGCAUCCUGCAAGGAAAGAAUACCUCAAGACCUUCACUGAGACAGCUGGAGUGGCACUUGAGGCUCAUUAAAGACUUAUGUGUUCUACUGUUUCUAUGGCAAUUAACACGAAGUUAUGGGGUUUGUACUGUUGGGUAUAUAUGGCUUAGAUUAAAUACUGUAUAAAUUUUGCAACUGCUGUUAAAACUUGGUUUAAUAAACGUAUGAACUUUAUAUUUAUGAAUUGAUCGUCUCAAAAGAAUUGUAGUUUGAAUAACUUUGGAAAA